AUGCCACCCGGGACCCCCUCGGCAUGGCAGGGUGGCCAGCGGGAGCGUGGCGACGGCCCCGGCGGGCUCUGUGCUUCCCCAGCGCUGGCACGCUGCCCGCCUGGGACGCUGCCCAGCCGGAAAGGGGAGGGUUUGCACCAGCUCCGCGAGGCGCUGAAGAUUUUAGCGGAGAGGGUUUUAAUCUUGGAAACAAUGAUUGGGCUCUACGCUGGGGACACCAGUGUCCCCCCCGGACAGGUUGUGGAUGUGUCCCCCCAAAUGUCGGGGGGCUCCGCGUGCUGGGGGGUGGCAGAGGGAGCACCCCAAGCCUUUAUCAAUGUUUUUUAUUCUUUUUCUUCUCCUUUUCUUUUAGACUACAGUACCUAUAGCCAAGCUGCAGCUCAGCAGGGCUACAGCGCCUAUGCACCUCAGCCAGCCCAAGGAUAUGCACAGACCACCCAGAAUCCAAGUUACUACAACCACAUUUGUCUGCAAACUCCAAGUAUGUUUCCAAAGACCUACGGGCAGCAGAGCUACGGGACCUACGGGCAGCCCAGCGACGUCAGCUACACGCAGCCGCAGACCACGGCCACCUACGGGCAGACAGCCUACGCCACGUCCUACGGGCAGCCCCCCACAGGUUACAGCGCCCCGACCGCGCCCCCUGCCUACAGCCAGCCCGGGGGGGGCAGCCAGCCCGCCUACCCCGCCUACGGGGCACAGCCGGCGCCGGCCGCGCCCGCCAGACCCCAGGAUGGCAGCAAACCAGCAGAGACCAGCCAGCCCCAGUCCAGCACGACAGGCUACAGCCAGCCCAGCCUGGGCUACGGGCAGAGCAACUACAGCUACCCCCAGGUGCCUGCCAGCUACCCCAUGCAGCCUGUCACUGCUCCACCCUCCUACCCUCCCACCAGCUAUUCCUCCACACAGCCAAGCAGUUACGAUCAGAGCACUUACUCCCAGCAGAGCAGCUACGGGCAGCAGAGCUCCUAUGGCCAACAGACCAGUUAUGGCCAGCAAAGCAGCUAUGGGCAGCAGCCACCUCCCACCAGUUACCCACCUCCCACUGGAUCCUACAGCCAGGCCCCCAGCCAGUACAGCCAGCAGAGCAGCAGCUACGGCCAGCAGAGCUCGUUCCGCCAGGAGCAUCCCAGCAGCAUGAACAUGUACGGGCAGGAGUCCGGAGGCUUCUCCGGCCCCGGGGAGAGCCGGAGUCUGAGCGGCCCCGAGAGCCGGGGCAGGGGACGAGGGGGAUAUGAGCGAGGAGGAGGCAUGAGCAGAGGUGGGCGGGGAGGAGGACGCGGUGGAAUGGGCAGCGCUGGAGAGCGAGGUGGCUUCAAUAAGCCUGGUGGACACAUGGAGGAAGGACCCGACCUGGAUUUAGGCCCCCCUAUGGACCCGGAGGAGGACUCGGACAGCACUGCAGUCUAUGUGCAGGGACUCAGUGAUAAUGUGACCCUGGAGGAUCUGGCAGAUUUCUUCAAACAGUGCGGUGUUGUCAAGAUGAACAAGAGGACGGGGCAGCCCAUGAUAAACCUGUACAUCGACAAGGAAACGGGCAAGCCCAAGGGCGAUGCCACCGUGUCCUACGAUGACCCGUCCACUGCCAAAACAGCCGUGGAGUGGUUUGAUGGGAAGGAUUUCCAGGGCAGCAAGCUGAAGGUGACCCUGGCACGGAAGAAGGGCCCGAUGAACAGCCUGAGGGGCGGGAUGCCCCCGCGGGAGCAGCGGGGAAUGCCCCCUCCCCUCCGUGGAGGUCCGGGGGGACCCGGUGGCCCGGGGGGCCCCAGCGGGCCCAGCGGCCCCAUGGGCAGGAUGGGGGGAAGAGGCGGAGACAGGGGCGGCUUCUCCUCGAGGGGCCCGCGGGGAUCCCGGGGAAACCCGUCCGGAGGGAGCGUCCAGCACCGCGCCGGGGACUGGCAGUGCCCCAACCCGGGCUGUGGAAACCAGAACUUUGCCUGGAGAACAGAGUGCAACCAGUGCAAGGCACCCAAACCCGAGGGGUUCCUCCCACCCCCCUUCCCUCCUCCAGGUACGUUUGGGGGGGUCACAGCCCCACUUCCCAACGGGACACCCCAGGCCUGGCCUUGGCCUUUUUGGGGAAUGGCUGGGCCAGCUCCAGGAGCGGCCAGGCCUUCAUCCCUCCUUGAGCCACAACAUGGAGACUGGGCUCACCAUUUCUCCUGUUCUCCCUGGAUUUGGGGGCCUGUCAGCAGCACCCCGACUCCCCAGGGCACUGCUUCAACCUUAAUAUGAACCCCGAAUCCCCUC
Molecule: messenger RNA, 2250 nt
Organism: Ficedula albicollis (Collared flycatcher)
Lineage: Eukaryota; Metazoa; Chordata; Aves; Passeriformes; Muscicapidae
Gene: EWSR1
Product: EWS RNA binding protein 1
Exons: 19
Coding region: 1-2235 (744 amino acids)
Biological process (GO): regulation of DNA-templated transcription
Cellular component (GO): nucleus
Molecular function (GO): RNA binding; transcription coregulator activity
Source: RefSeq, a predicted model, not a curated record